Molecule: messenger RNA, 4059 nt
Organism: Oppia nitens
Lineage: Eukaryota; Metazoa; Arthropoda; Arachnida; Sarcoptiformes; Oppiidae
Product: protein mesh-like
Exons: 14
Coding region: 1-3996 (1331 amino acids)
Biological process (GO): cell-matrix adhesion
Source: RefSeq, a predicted model, not a curated record
AUGUUGUUUGUGAGGCAUAACAACAACUAUAAGAUCGACAUAUCGGACSACYUCAAGUAUCAACAGUACGCCCGCGGCUCUKAWAAACCGUCUGAUCCGCCACUCAAACGUGUGGUGCCGGUGCUSCUGAUGGCGGGCCAGUCGUCSGACUGUUUUAUGCAAUACCAUAAGCAUGAAAAUAACUACCAACUGAUUGAUWMRGAAACGCAAAACAUAACUGUCCUUAACCAUGAARGUAUCGCCAUAACGGAUAAGCUCCAGUACUUUUAUUAUUACUUUGUUUUAUACGCCGAUACCARCGUUUACGUCCAUCCGACGACUGUCCACCAUCUGGGAUGUUGUCCUAACCUGACCACCAGUUCCUCUCCUAUUAAUAACUAUCUGACGCCUGUAGCCGACAACAGGAGCACCGUCACCCGACGACCGGCCCAUCAGUUUCUAUAUCCGACACUCACCGAAAAUAAUGAAAUCAAYACAAAUGGCCGGUCGKCUGAUCGGCCACUGUUCUACCCGUACGGCGAGGACGACUACUUGACCACAAUUAACUCAAUGAAACAGAUGCACGACCAGCCCCUACCGUUUAGGCUACCGUUUUUUGGAUUUGCAUUUCACUAUAUUUGGAUACAUAAGGAUGGCUACGUGUGCUUCAAUAAGGGCCUGAAAAGCUAUACAUUUCCCGUAUCGUUUCCUACGGUACCSGAYGAUACUAAUCURGAAGARGAUCCGUCAAUGAUUGCCAUAUGGUUUGCCCAUCAGGACAUACCAGCCGAAGUGGACGGUUCGGGCGUAUACUAUAGACUGGUAGAUAUGGGCACUGAACAGGACGAGGAUCUAACAAAAACAAUACUCUGGGACUUUGAUACAGCAAUGUCCGGAUCGGCCGGUUUUGUACCGACUUUUGUUAUGAUAAUUACUUGGAAAAACAUGACGUUUGCCAAUAAACGACCCGAUCGUCCACUUAAGACAAAUACCUAUCAGAUGAUCAUCGGAACCGACGAAAUAUCUUCGUUUGUAUUCUUCAACUACGAAUGGAUCACUUGGAUCACACAUCUGGACAAUUAUGACGGUCUCAAUGGUCCGCCAGCUUUUAUCGGUUUCAAUGCUGGCAACUCUACCCGUGCUUACGAAUAUCUGCCGUACAGUCAAAACCCCAGGGUAUCACUGCUACCGGUGCUCGGCUACGGCAACAAACUGUUGGGACGGUUUAUCUUUCAAAUAGACAAUGUCCUGUUUACCGGUGCGUGCGUCAACAAAGAUCUCGAUCCGAAUCUACCCGAUCGACUAGGACUGACCACAUCGAUCAACUAUAUAUUGAGUUUGGGCGGCGAAAUGUUGAACGUAACCGGACCGUGCUUUUCGCCCGACAGUGUUAUCACCUGUAGGUUUGAUAGUUGGAAAGUUAAGGGAAAGUUUUUUACCGAAAACAUUGCCUCCUGUAUAACACCGGCGGUCAUGUUUGAAGGUUAUGUCGAUUUGACGGUAACAGUAGAUGAAAAAACAUUUUUCUAUACCCGGAUGUAUAUUCAAUCGCCGGAAAGUAGACGCGAGUUUGACGUAUGGGUACCACAGGUUGAACUAUUGGAAAAACUGCCCGACCUAUUGGACAGGGAGACCAAUCAAAUGUCCAUACGCUGGAACAAUGAUCUACUAAACUGGGACGGAUCAUCGAAAUUGGUAACCAUAUCGAUAUGGGGCUAUCAGGAGAUGACCGAUUCACUGUAUCCGACACUCAAAUGGGUGGCCGAUAUAGUCAAAGCAAUUCCCAAUUCAGGCGAAUAUCUACUGGAUUUGAAUCAAUUGCCUGACAUUAGACUCGACCGAUAUGACUAUCAUUUUGGGUUUAUUGGUGUCAACCAGACUGACGAAGAGUUUACGAUCACUCAGUGGAGUAAACCCAUGCCAUUAGGUUGGUUUUUUCGUAAACACUGGCGCCGAGAGUACGGCGCCAAAUGGCAGGAACGGUUCUGUACGGAUUGGUUCGAGCGAGAGUCACAGGAGGACCGGUUCGCCAUAACGGUUACCCGAUGCCCGUGCACUGUUAGCCAAUCGGAUCUGGACAGGGGCCGCUUUUCGCCCGAUCAACAGUGCAAUGUUAUCGAUAAAAAAUGCGAUGCCCUACAUCACGGCGCCCAACAUUGUGUCCGUACAUCCAGACCAUCUGUCGGCGGUUCCGGUCAGCAGUGUUGCUACGAUGACUACGGAGAGCUCAUACAGAGCGCCGACACUAUGUACGGCGGACGGCCUUCGCGUUCAUUCAUUUACGGCAAACAUCCGUUCAAAAUGCGAAUGAUGACCCCGACACUUGCCUUCUGGCAGUACGAUAUUAUGCCGUUUUUCUACUGUUGCAAAUGGGCGCCCAAAGAGGACAAUAGUAAGACCUGCCAAAUGUUUAACUACUGGCGCACAUCACAGGACUGUUCAUCCUAUCAAUCGCCCGGACUCGCGUCCAUUUUUGGCGAUCCACAUAUCAUCACAUUUGACGGCACUAACUAUACGUUCAACGGUAAGGGCGAGUAUGUGUUGGUGCAUACGGACAAUCCGGUCCAUAAGUUGGACAUUCACGCCCGGUUCGAACAGUUGCCGAACAUGAACGGUACACAUUUGACCGCUGUGGCCGUCCGGGACAAUGURUCGGCAAUAGUCGAGUUUCGGUUGCGGCCGCCGGCCGCCCGAUGGCAUCAGCAGAUAUUUUUGAUCGCCGACAAAGAGUAUCUGUUCUAUUGGGCGGAUAAUAUGCGAUCGAUUCACGCCCGCGGUGUUACCGUCUACGAGCCGGCCGGCAUCAGAAAUAUGUCGCACAUGAUUGCGAUGUUUGAUUCGGGCGCCGGCAUCGAAGUACUGGUCAGUCCGGUCGGAUCGCUUAUACUGCACGUCUAUCUGCCGAACACUUUCAUUAAUAAUACAAAAGGACUGUUAGGUUUCUGGUCUAACGAUCCGACCGAUGACUUUACGCUACCGGACGGUACACGCGGUCCGAAUCCACAGGGACUCAAUCUGCGGCAAACACACACCGAGUUUGGCCAGAAAUAUCGCUUAUUGGAGACCAGACAACAACAUUUACCGCAGAGUCUGUUCUUUCACGAUGUGGUCAGUCAUUCGCAUUACGACGACAACAAAUGGGAGCCAAAGUUUGAGAUCASUGCCGACGAUCUCAGCGAUCAUCCGGAAAUCGAUAGGAUAUGUAGYGAUUCCCAGUCGUGUGUWUACGACUAUCUGGUGACCGGCGACAGCRGCUAUGGCGAACAGACUAAGAAAACWGAGGCCAUGUCUACGAAUAUGCUUCAGGAUAUCAGCCGAAAGGUAAUCCGAUGUCCAGCGCUGCCGAAGCCGAUAAAUGGUCGCAAAACCGAGAACCGAUACUGGCCGGGAACUAUCGUACGGUUUGCCUGCGACGAAGGCUAUCGGCUGGUCGGCUACGAAGUACGCCGCUGUCGCGAGGACGGUCUCUGGUCGUGGGGUGUCGAACCCGAGUGUAUCCGAGUGGUCACCUAUUCGUUGAUAUUGUCGGGCAUAUUUGUCGGUGUAAUUCUACCGAUUCUGGUCAUUAUCGUAUUGUUUGUCCUGUGCUGGCGACGCGGUUACGGUAAAUCCGGUUAUUACGCACCGCAACGAAAACAUCCGCAGCCACCACCACCAGUUCAGCCGCAACGACCGGCACCGGCAAUACCAUCGACAAAGACGUAUCCAGUGAUCGACAACAACGACAAAAAACCGUUGGUAGUCAACAACGAUACUAACGGACCAACAGAUGUACGAAUAGCGCCAAAGGCCGAACUGGACAAGUCKUUGAAGUCCUUGACGUCAAGCAAUAAAAGCUAUAAUGUCGACAACCAUUUUACCGACGAUGAUGAAGACGCCAGUGAUGCCGACGGCAGCGCUAGCGAUGAUCAACUGGGAAGCGAUGAACAAGAUCUAGGAGUUGUCAAGUCGUUACAACAACAGACCCGUCCGUAUUCGGCCAAGUUAUGGCCAACUGAGAGCCGUAGCCGAAGUUAACAACAGUCCGGCCGGCGGCGGCGGCCAUAGGAUGACCASCUAUAGGUCCGAUACAUUAGUUUA